AUGCAUUUCAGCAAGCCACUCCUUAUUCUAGCCGGCCUAGAGAGCUUCUGCGCUGCGGGAAUCUUCUCUGCCGAUGCAGACCGUGACUUCUCGGUCUGGGGCCGAUCCUCACCUUCCAGCGCCAGCCAUAAGCUCGGUAGGAGGGUUGUUCGCCGACGUCUGAGCAGCAGGCAGUCUGGAUGGAAUCCACCGACGGAUCUGGCCACUCCGCUGAAAGAAGUGUGGGACCACACCUUGGAGACCUACAACAACGGUGAUCCCUUUGGCUUCAAGAACUAUGGAUGGGACCAACUGAAAGCGACCAAUGGCGCUCUGAACUACUGUGUCCGAUGGGAGUCAGACACAUCCGUAACACAGUCCCAGCGCGAUCAGAUCGCCACGGCAGUCAAUGAGCAGUACCAGAAAUGGUUUGAGAAGGUGUACGGCUACGACAACUUCCCUUACUCCAACAUCAGCGUCAACGUGGUUGGCUGGGCCGUCAAAGACACCAGUCUGCUGGAGGGAUCCACCGAGGGCCUGGACGUCUACACAGACGUCGACUCUGAGGGAAUCCCGCAGUGCGCCGAGUCGUGCGGCCGCUACUUUAACCAAGGAGGCGACUACAGCGGCUGCUCCGGUGGUGCUGACAGGCACUACGACCAGUCACUUUGGUUGACGGACGGCAUGGGGGGCGGUGCUGGCGGUGAUUGGGGUCAGCGGAUUGGGUCGGAAUACCUUCUGCAGGCACUUGGCUCUGAGAACAUUCACAUCCUUCUUCAUGAGAUGGGGCACACAUUCGGUCUAGACGACUUUUAUGACUGGACACCAACUGGUGUGGAGUCGUUCAUCAUGCUUGCGGGCGCGGCGCAGGAGGUGACUGAAUUUGAUGGGUGGAUGCUUCGCAACUGGUGGUAUGAGCUGUCGCGGAACAGGGGCUGGCAGUCUUAA
Molecule: messenger RNA, 927 nt
Organism: Diaporthe amygdali
Lineage: Eukaryota; Fungi; Ascomycota; Sordariomycetes; Diaporthales; Diaporthaceae
Exons: 3
Coding region: 1-927 (308 amino acids)
Source: RefSeq, a predicted model, not a curated record